Molecule: messenger RNA, 11839 nt
Organism: Pangasianodon hypophthalmus (striped catfish)
Lineage: Eukaryota; Metazoa; Chordata; Actinopteri; Siluriformes; Pangasiidae
Gene: fbn1
Product: fibrillin 1
Molecular function (GO): calcium ion binding
Source: RefSeq, a predicted model, not a curated record
UUCAGCAGAGAGAGGGAGAGAAGGAGAGAGAGAGAGGGAGAGAGAGAGGGAGAGCUGGAGAAAGUCAAACUCUCAGCUCAUCCUGCACAAAAGCUUUUAGAGCAGUUCGAGUUCUGCGUCUCUUCACUUCACUGCUGCAUGCUGAUCUUCUGCCAUGAUUAAACUCUAGAGCUCCAGCCGAGGAUCCUGCACUCUUCUUUCUCUCCUCGUCCUUCUUUUCUCCAGCUGGUUUUAUAUCAGACAGAGGAGAGACACACAGGCUGCUGCAGGGAGAUCUGAUCCGGAUCGUCCCUGAGCUGCGUUUUCUUUUUAUAAAGUGGAUUAUCAGAGGGGCAGGAUGUGGUGGCUGAGGUUGUUGAUUUUGGGAUUUUGGUCAGCUCUUGUGGUGCUUGGCGCGACUGAAGAUGCCAAACCGGAGCAGAAGGAAGUCAGCAGGACCAAACGCAGAGGAAACACGGGACAGCUUGGCCUCAAGGGCCCAAAUGUGUGUGGAACACGACAACACUCGUACUGCUGUCCUGGAUGGAAAACACUCACCGGAGGGAACCAGUGUAUUGUCCCAAUCUGCCGUAGUUCCUGUGGUGACGGAUUUUGUUCCAGACCAAACAUGUGCACCUGCCCAAAUGGACAGAUCGCUCCAUCCUGUGGCUCCAAAUCAGUUCAAAACUGUAAUAUUCGCUGUAUGAACGGAGGAACGUGUGCUGAAGAUAACUGUCUGUGUCAGAAAGGCUACACCGGAGCUCACUGCGGCCAGCCGGUGUGUGAGUCGGGAUGUUUGAACGGAGGAAGGUGUGUUGCUCCAAACCGCUGUGUGUGUACAUACGGAUUCACCGGAGCUCAGUGUGAACGAGACUACCGGACAGGCCCGUGUUUUGCAGCAGUGAGUAAUCAGAUGUGUCAGGGGCAGCUAACGGGGAUAGUGUGCACUAAAACGCUGUGUUGUGCGACGGUGGGCCGAGCCUGGGGUCAUCCGUGUGAACAAUGUCCUGCUCAGCCUCAGCCCUGCCGCCGGGGCUUCAUCCCAAACCACCGCACCGGAGCCUGCCAGGACGUGGAUGAGUGCCAGGCCAUUCCUGGUCUGUGUCAGGGAGGAAAAUGCAUUAACACAGUGGGCUCGUUCGAGUGUAAAUGCCCUGCAGGACACAGAUUCAACGAGAUCAGCCAGAAAUGUGAAGAUGUAGACGAGUGUUCAACUAUCCCCGGAUUGUGCAGUGGAGGCGAAUGCUCCAACACCAUCGGUAGCUACGUCUGUAGAUGUGCUGUGGGAUACGACACGGCUCUGGAUGGAUCACGGUGCAUUGAUGCCCAUGCAGGAAUUUGCUUUGACAGUAUCAUAAAUAACCGCUGUGCGAACCAGAACCCCCAGCGUAUGACCAAGACCCAGUGCUGCUGUUCAGUGGGCCGCUGCUGGGCCAGAAACACCAUCCCUGAGAUUUGCCCCAUCCAGGGAACAGAGGAGUACCAGAUAUUGUGUCAACAGAUCCAGCCUCUUGUUCCUGGUCCUGUUGGACCUUAUCUUCCUAGUGGACCUGGUACAGGCCCAUAUAUUCCAUACAGUCCAUUUGGUCCUGCUCCACAGGUCCCUGUUCGGCAACCUCCAGACCGACCAGUUAUUGUGCCAACACUACACCUCAUACCAGGUUUCCUGAACAUUUCAAACAUGUGUGAAGUCGUGAGGAACCUGUGUUUGAAUGGUCGCUGCAUUCCAGUCCCUGGGAGUUACCGCUGCGAGUGUAACAUGGGCUUCCAUCUUGAUGACCGUGGGGAGUGUAUUGAUGAUGACGAGUGUGAGCGUAAUCCAUGUGUGCAUGGCCAGUGCAUAAACAUUCCAGGUUCCUACUACUGUCAGUGUCCUCUUGGAUUUCAGACUACUGCUACCAGAACUGAGUGCAAAGAUCUGGAUGAGUGUGUAGCUAACGGACGUAUCUGCAAUAACGGACGCUGCGUGAAUACGGAGGGGAGUUUCCACUGUGUGUGUAACGCUGGCUUUGAACUCACUUCUGAUGGGAAGAACUGCCAAGAUAUGGACGAGUGCAAGAUUAGGAACAUCUGUCUGAACGGGAUGUGCAUCAACGAUGACGGCAGCUUCAAGUGCAUCUGUAAAGCCGGGUUCCUGCUGGAUGGCACGGGACGUUACUGCAUCGACAUUGAUGAGUGUGAGACUCCAGGAAUGUGCUUAAACGGCCGCUGUGUGAACACCGAGGGCUCCUUCAGGUGUGAAUGUAUGCCAGGACUUGCUGUCGGCCUCGAUGGACGCACAUGUGUGGACACGCACAUGCGCAGUACGUGUUAUGGUGGUUAUAAGCGUGGUCAGUGUGUGCAGCCGUUCUUCGGUGCUCUGACAAAAUCUGAAUGUUGCUGUGCGAAUACGGAAUACGCCUUUGGAGAACCGUGCCAACCCUGCCCAUCACAGACCUCAGCUGAGUUUUCUGCUCUGUGUCCUAGUGGAAUCGGUACGACCACCGAUGGCAGAGAUAUUAACGAAUGUGCGUUGAAUCCUGACAUCUGUCCAAACGGAGAGUGUGAGAACAUGCUGCGUACCUACAAGUGUAACUGUAACCUUGGUUUUGAGGUGGACCUGACGGGGAAAAUCUGCGUAGACAUUGAUGAGUGUGUGAGGAACAGGUUGCUGUGUGAUAAUGGGUUCUGCCGGAACACUCCAGGCAGCUACGUCUGCCAAUGCAUCAAAGGUUAUGAAUUCAAGCCUGAGACUGAAGUAUGUGAGGAUAUUGACGAGUGUCUGUCCAAUCCCUGUGUGAAUGGAGACUGUAAGAACACUGUGGGCAGCUUCAACUGUGAAUGUGGCACCGGCAGCAGUCUGGACUCCACUGGAACCCAGUGUAUCGAGACGAGUAAGAGUACAUGCUGGUUGAAGGUGGUGAACGGUAAGUGUGAGGUGAACAUUAACGGAGCGACGCUGAAAUCUGAAUGCUGUGCUACACUCGGAGCGGCAUGGGGGUCACCAUGUAAAGUGUGUGAAAAAGAUACACAUUGCCCUAAAGGACACAUCCUAUCCAAGGGAACAGUUUGUGAAGAUGUGAACGAGUGUGAGGUGUUUCCGGGUUUGUGUAUUAAUGGGAAGUGUGUGAACACGGCCGGAUCGUUCUUCUGUCAGUGUCCCACUGGAAUGACCAUCGACGCGUCUGGGAGAAUCUGCAUCGAUCUGCGGACAGAGCACUGUUAUCUGUCCCAUGAGGACGAGCGAUGUGGAGCUCAGAUCCCGGGCCGUCACCGUGUGGAUGCGUGUUGUUGUUCGGUGGGCGUGGCCUGGGGCCCGGAGUGUGACGAGUGUCCUGAAAAAGGCUCGGCUGAAUAUAACCGUCUGUGUCCACGGGGACCGGGGUUCUCUCACCGCGGAGACUUCAUCAACGGAAAACCCUUCCUCAAAGAUAUAAACGAGUGUAAGAUGAUCCACAACCUCUGCACUAAUGGAAAGUGCCGGAACACCAUCGGCAGUUUCCGCUGCAGGUGUAACAGCGGAUUUGACCUCGACUCUGAUGAGAGGAACUGCACAGAUAUCGAUGAGUGUCGUAUCUCUUACGGGACGUGUGUGAACACGGAGGGAGAUUUCAAGUGCGAGUGUUUCCCUGGUUACGAAAGUGGUUUCAUGAUGAUGAAGAACUGUAUGGAUAUUGACGAGUGUGAGAGAAACCCGCUCCUGUGUCGUGGAGGUGAUUGUAUAAACACUGAGGGAAGUUUCCAGUGCAUCUGUCCUCGAGGACACGAAGUUUCUACUGACGGAACCGCCUGCCUCGACAUUAACGAGUGUGAGCUGAGUGAUAAACUGUGCAGAAAUGGACAGUGUGUGAACAUGAUCGGACGCUAUCAAUGUUCCUGCAACACCGGCUACAAAUCCACAGAGGACCGACUGUCCUGUAUCGACAUCGAUGAGUGUACUAUCCUGAAUGGCGGCUGUGAGACGACCUGCACAAACUCAGAUGGCAGCUAUGAGUGUAGCUGUCGCCGUGGAUACGCCCUGAUGCCCGACCAGCGCAGCUGCACCGACAUCGAUGAAUGUGAGGAGAGUCCAGAUAUCUGUGACGGAGGUCAGUGCACCAACAUCCCAGGAGAGUAUCAGUGUCUCUGCUAUGACGGCUACAUGUCCUCUGAAGAUAUGAAGACCUGCCUGGAUGUGGACGAGUGUGAGCUAAACCCUAAUAUCUGUCUGAGUGGGAAGUGUGAGAACACCAAAGGAUCUUUCAUCUGUCAUUGUGAACUCGGCUACUCCGUCAGGAAGGGAACAACCGGCUGUACAGAUAUUAACGAGUGUGAAAUCGGAGCUCAUAAUUGUGCCAGACACGCCACUUGCACCAACACAGCUGGAAGCUUCAAAUGCAGCUGUGGACCUGGAUGGAUCGGGAACGGGAUUGUAUGCACAGAUCUGGACGAGUGCUCUAACGGUACACACCAGUGCAGCCCAAAUGCGGAGUGUAUGAACACCAUGGGCUCAUACCGCUGCAUGUGUAAGGAGGGAUUCGCUGGAGAUGGGUUCUUCUGCACAGAUUUUGACGAGUGUGCGGAGAACGUGAAUCUGUGUGAGAACGGUCACUGCCUGAACGUUGCCGGCGGUUACCGCUGUGACUGUGACAUGGGCUUCAUUGCAACACCUGAUGGACAAGCAUGUGAAGACAUUGACGAGUGUUCGUUUGCUGAUAUCUGUGUGAACGGGCAAUGUCAAAAUAUUCCGGGUUUAUUCAGGUGCGUUUGUCAUAUUGGCUACGAGCUGGACCGCAGCGGAGGAAACUGUACAGAUAUAAACGAGUGUGCAGACCCCACCACGUGUAUCAGCGGCUUCUGCGUGAACACUCCAGGUAGCUACAUCUGUAACUGCCCCCCCGACUUUCAGCUCAAUCCUACAGGAGUCGGCUGUGUGGACACUCGUUCCGGGAAUUGCUAUCUUGACGUUCGUUCCCGUGGCGACGCUUCAGAGAGUUUGGACUGUUCUAAUGAGAUCGGUGUGGGGGUGUCUAAAGCCUCCUGCUGCUGCUCGUUAGGACAGGGGUGGGGAAAUCCAUGUGAGGCCUGUCCACCACUUAACUCCUCUGGGUAUAAAAAUCUGUGUCCUGGUGGAGAGGGUUUCAGACCCAACCCUAUUACAGUCAUAGUGGAGGACAUUGAUGAGUGUCAGGAGCUGCCCGGUUUGUGUCAGGGUGGAGUCUGCAUCAACACAUUCGGAAGUUUUCAGUGUGAGUGUCCGAAAGGCUUCGCUCUCAACGAGGAUACUCGAGUGUGUGAAGAUGUGAAUGAAUGUGAAAAGCCUGGGAUCUGUGGUCCAGGUCAGUGCUACAACACCAUUGGGAACUACACCUGCAUCUGUCCUCCAGACUACAUGCAGGUUAAUGGAGGAAACAACUGCAUGGACAUGCGGCGCAGUCUGUGUUACAGGAACUAUUACAUGGAGAAUGCCACGUGUGACGGCGAGCUCACGUUCAACAUGACGAAGAAAAUGUGCUGCUGCUCCUAUAACAUUGGCAGAGCUUGGAACAAACCGUGUGAACGGUGUCCUACACCCAGUACCAAUGAGUUUGCAAUUCUGUGUGGCAGUGAGAGGCCGGGAUACCAAAUCGAUAUCUACACUGGACAAGUGAUCGAUAUUGACGAGUGCCGUGAGAUCCCAGGAGUGUGUGAGAAUGGAGUGUGUAUCAACCUUAUUGGCAGUUUCCGGUGUGAAUGUCCAAUGGGCUUUGUCUACAAUGAUAAACUGCUCAUCUGUGAAGAUAUUGACGAGUGUCAGAAUGGACCCGUGUGUCAGCAGAACGCCAGGUGCUUGAAUCUUGCGGGCAGUUAUCGCUGCGAGUGUGAGCAAGGAUACAGACUCACCCCCACCGGACUGUGCCUGGAUCGUAACGAGUGUAUAGAGAACCCUAAUGUGUGUAGUCCAGGUCAGUGUAUUGAUUUGGUGGGAGGAUAUCGGUGUCUCUGCCCCAACGGCUACAAGGCCACCACCGCCCCCGCCAUGUGCAUAGAUGUGGACGAGUGUGAGAGACAGCCAUGUGGUAACGGAACAUGUAAGAACACCAUCGGCUCCUACACCUGCCUCUGCUAUCCAGGGUUCGAACUGUCACACAACGAUGACUGCAUCGACAUUGAUGAGUGUACCACACAGAGAGGAAUAUGUCGCAAUGGGAACUGUAUCAACACAGUGGGCUCCUUCACAUGUGUGUGUCGUGAUGGUUAUGAACUUUCUCCAGACGGCCGGGUGUGUGUGGACGUUAAUGAGUGUGAUAUAAAUCCUGGAACUUGUAGUCCAGGAACCUGCCAAAAUCUGGAUGGCUCCUACAGGUGUAUCUGCCCUAUUGGAUAUUACCUCCUGGAUGAGAAGUGCGUAGAUAUCAAUGAGUGUGCUCAGACUCCAGAUAUCUGUAUCUAUGGACAAUGCCAAAAUACAGCAGGAAGCUUCAAGUGCAUCUGUGCUGAAGGCUUCCAGCUCUCCUCGUCUGGGAGGAGGUGUGUGGAUAAACGUGUGAGUUUUUGCUUCACUAAGUUUGAGAACGGUCGUUGUUCAGCUCCAAGGCCUCUGAACACCACUAAAGGAGACUGCUGCUGCAGCGCUAUGCCUGGUCAAGGAUGGGGAGACCCCUGUGACCUCUGCCCCAACAAGACCUCUGAUGACUUCAGCAUGCUCUGCUACAGCAAAGGACAGCCGUACGGGGUAGACGAUGGACCCGAGGACACGGAUGAGUGCAAAGACCCGAACAUCUGCCAUAAUGCUCAGUGUAUAAACACAGACGGCUCAUUCCGUUGUGACUGUCACAUCGGAUACUCUCUCGACUCGUCUGGUGCAAACUGUACAGAUAUAGACGAGUGCAGCGUGGGGAACCCAUGUGGUAAUGGAACCUGCACUAAUGUGAUUGGAGGAUUUGAGUGUGCAUGUGAGGAGGGAUUCGAACCUGGACCCAUGAUGACAUGCGAAGAUGUGAACGAGUGUUCCCAGAAUCCUUUGCUGUGCGCCUUCCGCUGUAUGAACACAUACGGCUCCUACGAGUGUAAAUGUCCUGCGGGAUACGUGCUCCGAGAAGAUCAAAGGAUGUGCAGAGACCAGGACGAAUGUGCAGAAGGUCUGGACGACUGCAAGUCCAAAGGAAUGACCUGUAAGAACCUGAUCGGAACCUACAUGUGCAUCUGUCCGGAGGGAUACACCCGAAAACCAGGAGGAGAGGGCUGUAUAGAUCUGAACGAGUGUACAGCGAAGCCCCGAGUGUGUGAGAAUGGCCGCUGUGAGAACACGGUGGGAAGCUACAGGUGCAGGUGUGACCAAGGAUUCACACCCAGCUCCACACUGACAGAGUGCAUCGAUAAUCGGCAGGGUUUCUGUUUCACUGAGGUUCUGCAGACUUUGUGUCAGAUGGGCUCCUCCAACCGAGUGAGCGUGACGAAAUCAGAGUGUUGCUGUAAUGGAGGUCGCGGUUGGGGAUCAGACUGUGAGAUCUGUCCACUUCCUGGAACGACGCAGUACAAAAAAAUGUGUCCACUUGGUCCUGGAUACACCACUGACCGACAGGAUAUUGACGAGUGUAAGGUGAUGGGGAAUCUGUGUAAGAAUGGCCGAUGUGUGAAUACGCUGGGCUCCUACCAGUGCAUCUGCAAUCCCGGAUACACCACCGACCUCACCAGCACCCUCUGUGUGGAUGUGGACGAGUGUGCUCAGGCUCCUAAACCAUGCAACUUCAUCUGUAAGAACAUCGAGGGAGGAUACGUGUGCUCCUGUCCACGGGGAUACAUACUGCAGGAGGACCGCAAGAGCUGCAAAGAUCUGGAUGAAUGCUCCACUAAGCAGCAUAACUGUCAGUUUUUGUGUGUGAACACAAUCGGUGGAUUCACCUGCAAGUGUCCACCAGGAUUCACACAACAUCACACAGCCUGCAUCGAUAACAAUGAGUGUACGUCAGAUCCGGGUCUUUGUGGUCCUAACGGAGUGUGUCAGAACAGCCCGGGAAGCUUCAGCUGCGAGUGCCAGAGAGGAUUCUCACUGGACCAGGGCGGCCAACGCUGCGAAGAUGUUGAUGAGUGUGACGGAGAUCAUCGAUGUAAUCAUGGUUGUCAGAAUCUGAUUGGUGGAUUCAGGUGUAGCUGUCCUCACGGCUACCUGCAGCACUACCAGUGGAACCAGUGUGUCGAUGAGAACGAGUGUCAGAGCGGGCAGGUGUGUGGCGGUGCGUCGUGUCACAACACACUGGGCAGUUUCCGCUGUGUGUGUCCCAGCGGCUUCAUGUUCACUCAGACCAGCGGACUGUGUGAGGACGUGAACGAGUGCUCGUCUCCACAGAACCCCUGCAACUACGGCUGCUCCAACACCGACGGGGGAUUUGUGUGUGUGUGUCCACCUGGAUACUACAGAGCCGGACAGGGGCACUGUGUAUCAGGAGUGGGCUUCAGCAGCAGUACUCCACCUGCAGUAGAUGAGGAGAACGCUCUCUCACCUGAAGCGUGUUACGAGUGUAAGGUCAACGGCUAUCCGAAGAAAGGACGGCAUCGACGCAGCAGCAACGCAACCAAGGUCGAUCAGGAAGUGAUCACUUCAGCCAGCGUGGAUGUUGAUGACAUCAUUCGUUUUAACCUGAGCAUGGGCGAGCUAAGUGCUAAAGAUCACAUCAUCGAGUUCCUGCCAGCUCUCUCCACGCUCAAAAACCACGUCCGCUACGCUAUCGACUUCGGGAACGACGCCGGCCUGUUCAAACUCAACCAGCGGGACGGAGUGAGCUUCCUGCGCUUGUCCAAAAACAAGCGCCACCAGCUUCUGCCUGGAGUUUAUUAUUUACACAUCAGCGGCGUUCCUGUGUAUGGUAAGAAGGAGCUGGAGGCGCUAGAGGACGAGAACGAUAAAGACUACCUCAGUGGAGAACUGGGAGAAACGCUACACGUUAAACUACAGAUCGACUUGCAUUAGCUUCAUACCAAAGAAACGAUCAAAGAGGACUCUUAUUUACUACAGCGAAUGAUCUCCACAUCAGAGAUUCCGUCUCUCCACAUCGUCUCUCAGAAAUAACCGUAACAAUAAUAACAGUACAUAUCUACGUUCAAUAGAACUGAAAGCUGCAGCGUCAAAGUGUCUUCUCUGAUCCAACACACAUUCUGAAUUACAGCAUUUGUACUGUGCCCUUGUCCACUUCCCCCAUCAGAUAAGUGUGCACUCGCAGCAAGCAUGACGAAGCUGAACUUUCCUUCACAACCUGCACAGUCACACUGGCUUGCUAACUUUCUAGUGUGAUUAUAAGCUAAUAGAAUAAACGCAGCAAACAAGCAGAAAAAAGCUGAAGAGCUAGCUAGCAUGGCAACAGAUGGUCUCCUCUCAUUGCCACAUUUGGUGGUGAUUAGCUACUGGGGCAAAAAUUGCUAACCAGCUGGCAUGCUAACUAGAUAGUAGAGUAAACCUGGCUGACUAGCUUCCUUGCGAACUGUCUGUGUUUAUAGCAAUUACCCAAUAUGUUAAUUAGAGCAGAGCAAAAUGUGCAGACUAGCUGGCUUGCUAAUUAGCUAGUAGAGCGCAGUUACACAUCUCCCUCAGUGUCAUGUACAGAUGGAUGAGCACAAGGAACAAAACCUAAUAAAAGCCCAAUGCCUUUUAUCUUCAGCCACCAUUCUGAAAAGAAAUCUUUCUCAGAUUGUAGCAAUGCUUUCUGGGUAAGCUGUGAUCCUGAAAACUGGUGUUGUUAACAGCUCCAGCGCAUCUUGGAUAGCUAAGGGGACUGGGUCAAGGGGAAGUAGACAAGGGCAGAUAAAAACAGCAUUGAAACAGUCAUGAAGCUAAAACAGUUGAAUAAAUUGUGUUAGAGCAGGGGACUGGACAGAAAUAUCCUUAUUAAAUCACUCAUUUCUGACCACUUUAAAUUGUAACAAAGCUUAAAAGUCUUAAAGUUACACUUCAGUCGAAAAUAAAUGUCCACAUUGUCCUCUUUAUCCUAAAUGUAGCUGAUACACGGUUGAUGUUUGAAGUUUGCUUCUUUAGUUUUGCUCUGGUGCUUGGAGGCUAACGCAGCUAACGCACUAACCCUACAUUCACAUUAGCAAAGUGACGGGUGAUCGCUCAUCUUCUCCGUGUGAGCGUGACACAGAGCUGCCAUUUCAGGAACAGCAGCACCAAUAGAUUUUCUCAAUUCUACGCAAUAGAAUUAGGUAGCUAUGAUGCGACGUGAUGCGACAAAUCCAAACAAAUCCAAACAAAAGUCUCGAGCGAUUCCUUGGACAAAUCUUAUGGUCAGAAUCUUCUUCAGUUCCCCACUCAUACCUUCAUCCUGCAAUCCAUUGAACUCAGAACCUGAAAACCCAAAAAAACGUCCUGUGACAUGCAGAAGUGCAACGGAACGGUUAAUAAACUCCAAAUUCCAAAGUCAGGAACUCGAAAAACAUCCGCCUGGAGUUCUCGGAUAUAAACACAGCUGACGUCACAACAAUAUGGCGGCAAACAGAGAACAGAUUUCCCUUUACGUUACUUUCUACCUGAUAAAACUCGAUUUUAUUGGAUAUGUAGCCUUUGUGUCAUGGAAAAGUGUUUGAACAGUUUUACUAACCCGAUAAGACCACUGUGACGGAUCAAUUUUAUUUUUCAUUUUUAUGAGCAAAGAUGAAAAAGAUUCGUUGCUCUAUCUUCUACAUCAUUUCUCCUCUCUAAUCAUGCAGAAAUAAUUCAUAUUAGUUCUUCUCAAUAUGUUUAUUGAAUCCAGAAACUAGCCAUAAAAACUAUGACCUUGCUCUGGUCAUAAUCCAUGAUUUUCUGAGCCAAAGUGCUGAAACACGUUUAGAUCCGAACUGGGGGAAACGUUCUGAGUACAACGGAUUGCAGCAUUAACUCCUACCUGUAAUUAGCUCUCACUCGAUACAAAAGUGGAAGAAAAUCUUAUAACCACGGUUUCAUCUUAUCCUGUCAAAUAUGACCAAGUAUUAAAUGUGUACAGAGACGCUAGGAAGAAAAAUAAAGCUUGGAAGGAAGUAGCAGAGAUCGUCGCUGCCUCUGGUGAGUGUACGUAGCUAGUACAGUUAGCACGCUUUGCUAAGCUAAUCUGAGAAUGAUGCUAGUACGAAGCUGAGCACGUAACGCGUAAAUCACACAAUCGAUUUUCACUCUGAUUAGCGCGCCAUUUGUAUUUAACGAGCUAGAUUUAGACGCUCUAUAUAAUUCAUUACGUUUCUUAUCGGAACUAGUAACUGCUGGACAGGCCACGCCCACACGUGACUUGUCACAUGUGAAUGCAGGGUAAAGGAAGCCUCCAGAGUAACACCAGCGCAAAUUAGCCUCAGAUGGCUUUGUUCAAUGGAGUUGUUCAGAAUCGCAAACACAUUUUGGUUAAAGGGGAAAAACUGUGUGCUAUUUAUUUUCACCUGAACUGCUAUUUUAUGUUUGGGUUCCAUUGUGGUUAUAAAGGACUCUGCUUCUUUCGUUUCUGCGCUGUCUAUCUUAGCUCAGUGUUUUAAUCGUAUUUACUGGUGCUAAUAACACGUCAACAUUAGAUUUAUGAAUGCACUGCAAACUGUCGAACUGACGCCACUUAAUGCCUUUCGCUACUCUGCGCAGUACGUGUGUGUAUUACUGUAACCACGCCACGUUUAACCUGGGGAUCUUUUAUAAACACAUGUAUAGUGCCCUGGACUGAAGGGCUCACAAUGGUGCUCAUUAUAAAGACCAACUACUUUUUUUAUUCUGAUUUUGUGUAACUGUACAUUUCACCUUUCAGAGGAAGAGAAAGAAAGAAAGCGACUACUGCACUGAGGCCUUCCAGGCCGAAUACACACACUCGCAACAUAGUCAGUGCCUUCAACGAGACGCCACCAUCAUUCAGUGUUCACAUCUGUGAGGAGUUUAGGUGUAAAUUCACAAUAAAAGAACGUCUUGGUUUUAACAGGG